Messenger RNA from Pimephales promelas (fathead minnow), 1799 nucleotides. RefSeq names its product insulin-like growth factor 2b (gene igf2b). Gene Ontology annotation, cellular component: extracellular region. The record is from RefSeq and is a predicted model, not a curated record. NCBI's taxonomy places the organism in Eukaryota, Metazoa, Chordata, Actinopteri, Cypriniformes, Leuciscidae. Gene Ontology annotation, molecular function: insulin-like growth factor receptor binding; hormone activity; protein serine/threonine kinase activator activity. Gene Ontology annotation, biological process: positive regulation of insulin receptor signaling pathway; regulation of muscle cell differentiation; positive regulation of activated T cell proliferation.
UUUUGGGACAGCUCCACACAACAUCCUAACACCAACUGGGGAAACUAACAGACCUUUUUCAACCAAAUACAACAGCACCGCGUAUUUUUAUUAUUUUUUUUACGUUGCCAUGGAGGACCAACUAAAACAUCAUUCUGUUUGCCAUACCUGCUUGAGAACAGACAGUGUCAUAAAUAAGGUCAUAAAGAUGUACUGGUCCGUACGGAUGCCCAUAUGCAUACUGCUUUUAACCCUGUCUGCCUUCGAAGUGGCCUCAGCUGAAACGUUAUGUGGUGGAGAGCUGGUGGACGCGCUACAGUUUGUCUGCGAAGACAGAGGCUUCUAUUUCAGUCGACCAACUAGUAGGUCGAAUAGUCGGCGUUCUCAAAAUCGUGGGAUUGUGGAAGAGUGUUGUUUUAGCAGUUGUAACCUAGCUCUACUGGAACAAUACUGCGCUAAACCUGCCAAGUCAGAGAGGGACGUUUCAGCCACAUCCCUACAGGUCAUCCCGGUGAUGCCCCCAUUAAAACAGGAGGUCCCAAGAAAGCACGUGACCGUGAAAUAUCCCAAAUACGACGUGUGGCAGCAGAAGGCCGCCCAGAGGCUACGGAGGGGCAUCCCUGCCAUCCUGCGGGCCAAGAAGUAUAGGCGGCAGGCGGAGAGAAUCAAGGCCCAGGAGCAACUGCACCACCACAGGCCUCUCAUCACACUUCCCAGCAAGCUGCCGCCCAUCCUUCUCCCCACAGAAAACUACGUCAGCCACAAGUGAAACCAGGAUCAUUUGCACAGAGUCGAUAAAAAAAGACUUAGGGGAUCAAAGCUUUUUGUCUCUGACGUCAUUUCUGUGGCAGUCCUCAACAACCCUUCUUCCUUCCCCACCAGACGUGCUCACACGCUCUUCGAGUUUCCAUUCUUGCUGUUUCGUUCACCGACAAAAAGGCAAAUCAUAAGCGAGAGGUGAAGAAGCAAAAGAAAGAGCGAAGAAGCGGCGGAACGUCGAACGUUUUCGCCAGUCCGGAGGACGUCAGAACGCGAGGAACAGCUAGAGCUAGCAUGAACGAACCCAUUCCACUGCAUUCUCCCGAGACAAACGUAUCUCUCUUUUAGUCCUUUUUAAAUAUUAGUUUGCACCUGUAACUAUAAAGGGACAUCCACACUGUAAGGAAUUGUUGUAAAAUUAGAUUCCUGUUCCAGCACCUUGUUAAUCACAAACGAAAAGCAGAGAAGAGUCUGCGAAUUGCACAUCGCCACGGAUUACGUCAAAGUUCUUGUUAAGUAAAUAAAAAAGGCACUAUUUUUUUAUGGACUAUGAACAUGUAGCUCAAAAAAUGUCAUGGUGCUAGCUUUGGGAAUGGACUCAAAGGAGAAGGGGUUGACAAGCAUGUUUUUUUUUUUUUUCCUUUGAAACUUUAUUAAACUUUCCGUUUUAAGGAAAGUGUGACUUUGGAAAGAGCGAACGAGAGCAUAUUGGCCGCGGGGAUAUCAGAUGCGUAUACGUAAGACACGCGCGACGUAUGCCUUGGGUCCCGGAAGGGAUCACGUUCAAACGCCUGGACGUGAAGAACUCGCCUCCUUUCGAGCGUGGCUGCACAAAACCCCUGCUUUGCACUGCAGGAACAUUGUGACCUUGAAAAAGUGGGAUGUUUGUAUUUUCUAUGUUCUAUUUCGUGAAAACGCUUCAAGGAAAAAAGAAAAAAGAAAAGAAAAAGAAAAGCCCAGUUUGGUUUCUGGUACCGUGACAUUGUUGUUGUUGCAAAAUAGGCUUGUGUUUUUGUAACGUUAUUUUACAGUUCUGAAAAAAAAAAAAAAGGCACAAAUAU